UGAUGACGCCAUCAGUGGGAGCCUUGAGGUUUGAAUCUGUUGGGGCUUUGGAUCAGCAGUGAAAUUGCAGUGAAGAGGAGCUGAGUAGAACGCUACCGGUAUGAAUGCGCCACCGGCCUUCGAAUCCUUUCUUCUGUUUGAAGGAGAGAAGAAGAUAACAAUUACAAAGGACACUAAAGUACCAAAUGCAUGUUUAUUUACCAUUAACAAAGAAGAUCACACUAUUGGAAACAUCAUUAAAUCGCAACUGCUGAAGGAUCCUCAGGUGUUGUUUGCUGGUUACAAAGUUCCGCAUCCCCUGGAGCAUAAAAUUAUUAUUAGAGUUCAGACAACCCCAGACUAUAGUCCUCAAGAGGCCUUUACCAAUGCAAUCACUGACUUAAUAAGUGAAUUGUCCCUUCUCGAGGAAAGAUUUAGGGUUGCCAUCAAAGAUAAACAAGAGGGAAUUGAAUGAGUGCUUCUGUGGUCAAUGUGUAUUUUUUUGUAGGGAAAGUAUUGUCAAAGUUGAAAACAGUCCUUUGUAUGCUAUAUAUGAUUACUGUAUUUUUUUAAAAUAAAGUAGCCAUGUACUGGUUUAAA
Molecule: messenger RNA, 579 nt
Organism: Spea bombifrons (plains spadefoot toad)
Lineage: Eukaryota; Metazoa; Chordata; Amphibia; Anura; Pelobatidae
Product: DNA-directed RNA polymerase II subunit RPB11-a
Exons: 4
Coding region: 101-454 (117 amino acids)
Biological process (GO): transcription by RNA polymerase II
Cellular component (GO): RNA polymerase II, core complex
Molecular function (GO): protein dimerization activity; DNA binding
Source: RefSeq, a predicted model, not a curated record